This is a messenger RNA of Plectropomus leopardus (leopard coralgrouper), 1460 nucleotides long. It is a transcript of the gene fgf10a, whose product is annotated as fibroblast growth factor 10a. Lineage: Eukaryota; Metazoa; Chordata; Actinopteri; Perciformes; Serranidae. Gene Ontology annotation, molecular function: growth factor activity. The record is from RefSeq and is a predicted model, not a curated record.
AUGACAAGAAUAAACAGCACCGGGGACUACAGCAGAGUCAGCCACAACACUGCAAGCUCCUCCACCACCAGCAGCUCCAUCACCAUCACAGAUAACGCUACAUCACAUCCACCGCAGCCUGCCAUUCUACAGGUUUCAACACCUACAGUCCCAGUGAGGUUGUGGGUCCCCAGACAGAGGAGGUGCGGUCAGUCAAUCAGGGGGAGUUUCUCCCACUCUCGCUCCCUCUUCCUGCACCCAGCUCAGCAUGCCCCAGCCCCUGAGCUCCUCCACAGCUCUCCCAGCUCCACUACCAUGUGUAGAUGGACAGUGACACAAGGUGCACCGGUCGCCUGGUUCUCCACCUGCCCCUGCUACAGACCUCCUUCACUCAUCUUAUCCCUCGUCUUCCUCCUCUUGCUUCUCCUGCUCGGACCCACCUUGUCUUCGCCGCUGUCAUCGCCAGACUCUGAAAGGAGCCACAAUGCACCACGUGGGACUCCUCCUCAUGUCUUCAUCUCAUACCCGCCACCUUCCGCAUCACCCACACCGCUGCACGCAUCCUCUGCGAGGUUGCCACGGGCGACCAACAUGUCAUCGUCCUCCGCGACAGUCGUUGGGCGCCACGUGCGGAGCAGCUACAACCAUCUGCAAGGGGAUGUGCGCAGGAGGAAACUGUUCUCCUACCAAAAAUUCUUCCUCCGCAUUGACAAGAAAGGAAAAGUUAAUGGCACCAAAAGUGAGGAUGAUCCGUACAGUAUGUUGGAGAUCAAGUCAGUGGAUGUGGGAGUUGUGGCCAUCAGGGGCCUCAGCAGUAACUACUACUUGGCAAUCAGCAAGAAGGGAGAGCUUUACGGAGCGAGGGACUUUGGUCCAGACUGCCGUCUGAUUGAACGCAUUGAGGAGAACAAGUACAACACCUACGCUUCAGCAGAGUGGCGCAACAAGAAGAAGCACAUGUUUGUGGGACUGAACGCCAACGGAAAGCCAAUGAGGGGGAAGAAGACACGGAGGAAAAACACUGCCACUCACUUCCUGCCCAUUGUGGUACAACCACGAUGAUUGGACAUAUCAGCCACGAGAGAGCUCUGCACGAGGCAGGGGGUCGGACAUUUUUUUGGAGUUACUGCGAUGGCUACAUUGGACAGAUCUGAAUCAGAUCUGAAUGAUGCACUGAGAAGGAAAAGAAUGGAAACCUAUGGACAUAUCUCUGUUGGAAAAAGACAUUUCUAUUUUUAAAGAAAAAAUUAAGAUAUAUUGCUAUACAAUGUAUAUAUUAUUUUCUGUUUUAAGUUAUCAAGUACAAUGGCACAGUAGAAAAUAUGAAAAGAAAUGACUUCUGUGCCAAAAUGUGAUUAGUAACUCACAUUUCUAGAUUUGUGUACAUGUGAAGCCCUUGACUGGGAAGAAAUAAAAUGACAAGAUAUGUGAGAGAAGAAAAGAAAAAGACACGAGAAGGAAGUAUUAAUAGAAAAGGGGUG